Messenger RNA from Nematocida parisii ERTm1, 594 nucleotides. RefSeq lists its product as uncharacterized. Lineage: Eukaryota; Fungi; Microsporidia. The record is from RefSeq and is a predicted model, not a curated record. The coding region runs from base 1 to 474 and encodes 157 amino acids. The transcript has a single exon.
AUGGAUAUUGGGUGCUCGAUAGAUGAGGUAAUUAAAAGAAGUGAAGCAAAGUCAGAGGCAAGAAAACAGAAAAAUAAAGAGAAGAGAAAGACAGAAAAGGAAAGACUUGCAGAGUCAGAGGAAAGGGAGAACAGUCAGUUAGAGAAUGCACAUUCAGAGGCGCCAAAAAAAGAGAAGCUAAAAAGAGCAGACAGAGUAAUUAUUCUGGACAGAGCAGCAGCAGCUUCCAGGGAUGAUGUUCCAAAAAUAGAAGAAAAGGAACUGAAGGAAGUGCUUAAAAUUGUAGUUAAAAUUAUGAACACCAUUCCAUACGAGCCAAUAAGAAUUACUAAAUUCCAAGAAGAUGGAGACCCACAUAUUAAUGCAGUGGGUGAGAACCACUUACGAAAAAGAGACAGAUCCGCACCAGUGGUGUUUAAUAAGGGAAAGAGAAUCACAGCCCCACAAACUAACAAGAGACAAAGAAAACAAUAAAUUAAUAGAUGCCCUAAAAUCCUUCAUGAAUACUUCCUUCAUACCAGAAAUACUCCUGAUAAAGUGCCAAUUUCUACAAUAAUUCCAUGUACUUAUCACUAUUAUAAAAUAAACUCCAGG